Molecule: messenger RNA, 979 nt
Organism: Melitaea cinxia (Glanville fritillary)
Lineage: Eukaryota; Metazoa; Arthropoda; Insecta; Lepidoptera; Nymphalidae
Gene: bisc
Product: TM2 domain-containing protein CG10795
Exons: 4
Coding region: 175-765 (196 amino acids)
Source: RefSeq, a predicted model, not a curated record
UUAGUCACUGUCUAAUACGAUUCAUGUUUAUUAACUAAAAAUGUGAUGGAAUUUAUAUUCCGUAUACAUUUCUUACAUAUUCUAGGUGUUAUAACGUAGAAAAACUCAUUAAUAAUGAUUGUGUCAACUUAAAAUUUAUUGCAAUUAACAGAGUUUGUAUUGUCUACCUUCACAAUGUUAUCUUUAAUCGUCAUAAUUUAUUUGUCACUAGUUUGUGUAACACACGCAUCUGAUGAAGUUAAGGGUGAUAAAAAUGUUGUAGUAGAUUGUAAUACUUUACGAUUAGGACAAUACAUAUGUCCUGACCCCAGCUUAAAUCAAAUAGAUCCAGACACGCAACAAUAUCGCGGCUGUACUAAAGGAAAGGACAUUGCUUCAGAAGGUGAAGCAGAAGUUCAGUGUAUAGCAGCAGAUGGAAUAAUAUGUAAUGAGACAAACAAUUCUACAUUUAGAAGGAAAUUACCCUGCAAAUGGACGAAUGGUUAUUCUCUAGAAAUAGCUCUAUUGCUAUCAGUCUUCUUAGGGAUGUUUGGAUUAGACAGAUUUUAUCUGGGUUAUCCUGGCAUUGGUUUAGCCAAGUUAUGUACACUUGGCUUCAUGUUCCUUGGCCAACUGCUAGAUAUUAUACUUAUUGCAGCACAGGUUGUCGGGCCAUCUGAUGGAUCAGCAUAUGUUAUUCCAUAUUAUGGAGCUGGAGUUUCUGUAGUGAGGAGUGACAAUGAGACAUAUCUCCUACCUCAAGCAGACUGGCACAACAUCACCUGACAGUGGGGUACCAUAUCCUUUGAAGUAGACGAGGAUUAUGAGUGGACUUAAUAUAACUUUUGGAUUUCAUGGACCGAGUAAAAUGUUCCAUGAAAUUAUAUAAACUGUUUCUAGUGAAUUAAGCUUUCCAAUGAGCCUGUAUUAUAUAUAAGUAAAGAUUAUAUUUGUAAAAUAUGUAAAUAAUAAAAUAUUUUUUGUAAUAUGUAAAUAAAUU